CCAAACAGAGACGAAGAAAUCUUUGUGUACAUGUGACCCUGCAUGUGAUAGGAAAUUAAUGUAGAAAUAAUGUAACGCCUCAUUUAUUCAGUUGUCCAUUAAUGCGGCACAAAAAAAAUCAUUAUAAUGGCUCGCGAGUGUUUUGGUUUCUAAUAAAUUACUGUACAACUAAACGUCAGGUCUCUUUGUUUAUGACCAGUGUUUGUAAGAUUUAACUACAUAAUGUAUAUGACGCUGUCCUAUGCUGUCUUUUAGACUUUGAACCCAAAGCCCUUCCAAGAAACUCCUCUAAAAGCUUGAAAUAAGCAAAGUUAGAUUUGCCAGUCUUGAUACACUUUGACCAUGCCACACGUGAAGAACAGCAGUGUGAAAAGACCGAAGCUAGACUGGAGGUUUCUCCAAAGAUUCUGCAGUAUCCUGAAGAUCCUUUUCCCAUCCUGGUCCAACCAGAGUGUGCGAAUGUUCAUGACACUUCUUGGAGUCGCGCUUUCAGUUCAGCUUGUGAUUUAUCAAGUGGGUCUCAUUCCGAGUCAGUUCUACGAGGUUCUGUCUGAGAAGAACUAUGGAAAGUUCAAAAAUCUGGUGCUGUUUGCAGUUAUGCUCAUUCUGAUUAAUUCAACGCUGAAGAGUCUGGACCAGUACAUCUCCAGUCUGCUGUAUGUCAGCUGGAGAAAGUCUUUGACUGAAGAACUCCAUAGCACAUACUUCAAGGGACGUGUUUACUACACCCUCAACGUACUUUGCAAAGACAUCGACAACCCAGACCAGCGCAUCAGUCAGGACGUAGAGAGGUUAUGUAAACAGAUAAGCACUAUGGCGAGUCGACUUCUCAUUUCGCCGUUUACCGUGACCUACUACACCUAUCAGUGCUUCAACAGUGCCGGCUGGAUUGGAUUUGUUAGCAUCUUCGGCUACUUUGUGGCUGGAACCAUCAUCAACAAGAUCUUGAUAGGACCCAUCGUGUCCAUGCUGGUUGAGCAAGAAAAGUUGGAGGGAGAUUUUAGGUUUAAACACAUGCAAAUUAGAGUGAACGCCGAAUCUGCUGCUUUCUACAGGGCAGGUAAGGUGGAACACAUGCGGACCGACCGGAGGCUGCAGAUGCUCUUAUCCACUCAGAGAAGCUUGAUGAACAAAGAGCUCUGGCUUUACAUUGGAGUAAACACCUUUGACUACCUGGGCAGUAUCCUCAGCUAUAUAGUGAUCGCGAUCCCCAUCUUUGCUGGAGAUUACGACGGCCUGACACCUGGAGAACUGAGUGCUCUUGUCAGUAAGAACGCUUUUGUCUGCAUCUAUCUGAUAAACUGCUUCACGCAGCUCAUAGAUCUCUCAACCACAGUGUCUGAUGUCGCUGGAUACACGCACCGAAUCGAAGAGCUGCGGGAAGUGAUGGCAGAUAUUGCCAAGAAACAGUGUGACCAGGAUCAGUACGAUCCACUUUCAAAGGAUGAACCUUACAGUGAUCGGGAGCUUCAAAGUGUCCCAGGAGACACAGCGUUUGUGCUGGACUGUCUCUCCUAUAAAUCACCCGUCUCAGUGGAGCUGCUGGUGAAGGAUCUGACCCUAAAGAUCAGUCAAGGAACACACAUGCUUGUGGUGGGAAACACGGGAACGGGGAAGACCUCCCUGCUCAGGGUCCUCAACGGCCUGUGGGAACCAUGCAGUGGUUCUGUGGAAAUGACCACAUGUUUUGGACCGAGAGGAGUGCUUUUCCUGCCACAGAGAGCAUAUCUUACUGAUGGCACUCUCAGAGAGCAGGUUAUCUAUCCAUUAAAGGAUGUAUAUCCUUCUUCAGGCUCUAUAGAUGAUGAACGAAUACUAAAAUACCUGGAACUCGUUGGUUUGUCGAAUCUACUGACCAGAAUUGGAGGACUGGAUACAAAAGUAGACUGGAACUGGGAUGAUGUUUUAUCGCCAGGAGAAAUGCAGAGGCUUUGUUUUGCUAGAUUGUUUUACUUGCAGCCCAAAUUUGCAGUACUGGAUGAAGCCACUAGCGCUCUGACUGAGGAGGCCGAGGGUCAGCUUUAUAAGGCCUGUAAACAUCUGGGCAUGACCCUCAUCAGUCUGGGUCACCGUAGCACUCUGGAAAAGCAUCAUGAUAUCAUGCUGCGACUGUGUGGAGGUGGCCAAUGGGAGCUCACCAAACUCAAAGAGGCGUGAACCUUCAAACUUACCCAUUAGAAAGAGAAAUUAUUGAUCCGUUUUGUGGUUAUGGGGGCAUUCAUGCUUGAGACUCUAGAGAAAUCUUGUUUUCUUGACAGUGUACAGUCUACUGAAGUUCCUGAUAUGCAGUAAUGCAGUACGAGUCUUUUUGCUACUGUUUGUCUCAACUUACUUUUCAUAUAGCAAUUUAUGAGUUUUUUUAUGCAAGUAUAUGCUGCUUCAUUCAACCUUUAUUGGUUGUUUCUUGCCAAAUGGAUUUACAAAAAAAGGGAUUUUUGUAAUAAAGGACAUGUAGGAGUUUUUCAAGAAUCAUUUCAGAUAAAGUGCCUAUAGAAUAUAUUUCAAAUAUAUAUUUUAUAACUAUUAAAUAUUUCAUUAACAUGACUGAUAUUAAACUAUUAAUGUAUUUAACUAUUAA
Molecule: messenger RNA, 2578 nt
Organism: Cyprinus carpio (common carp)
Lineage: Eukaryota; Metazoa; Chordata; Actinopteri; Cypriniformes; Cyprinidae
Product: lysosomal cobalamin transporter ABCD4-like
Biological process (GO): peroxisome organization; long-chain fatty acid import into peroxisome; very long-chain fatty acid catabolic process
Cellular component (GO): peroxisomal membrane
Molecular function (GO): long-chain fatty acid transmembrane transporter activity; ABC-type transporter activity; ATP binding
Source: RefSeq, a predicted model, not a curated record